Molecule: messenger RNA, 3919 nt
Organism: Myxozyma melibiosi
Lineage: Eukaryota; Fungi; Ascomycota; Lipomycetes; Lipomycetales; Lipomycetaceae
Product: NUC173 domain-containing protein
Exons: 4
Coding region: 172-3909 (1245 amino acids)
Source: RefSeq, a predicted model, not a curated record
CAUUUCAGACUUCAAGAAAAAAAACCCGCUGAGCCGCACGAGUUUACCCGGCGCCAAAACUCCCAACCGCCCGCCGCAGCAAAGAUUUUUUUAUUCUCAGUUCUCUCAGCACCUUUAUCUUUCCCACCUCUGAGUCUCUACCCUUUUGUUGUGCCUAGUGUGAAGAAAGAGAUGACUGCGCAGAACAAAAUGGCACCGGAGGAAAUUGGGAACUUGCAUGUGGAGGAGAAUGCAGCGGGGGAGGUUACGCUGGAAUCGAAGUUGGAUAGAAUAAGACUGCACAAAACGUCGAAGCUGCAGCAUCAGAAGCAGCUAUCUGUGAUCCUGGACGCAGUUGAGCAGACUCUCAAAGAGCAAAACACAGAGCUCUCGCCCUCCGCCUACGUGAUCGCCCUCCUCUCGCUCCUCAACCAAGCCUUUUCCGACGACGAAAUCAAAAACCCCGAGCUCGCCUCGUCGGUCGUGUACCUACUCGACACCGUCCUGCCGCACGCGCCGCCGCAGCUGCUCAUCAGCAAAUUCGCCUCCAUCCUCGUCUACAUCUCGCCCUCGCUCACGCACGCCGACGCCAGCCCCGCGCUCAUCAGAUCCGCGAUCGGAUGUCUGGAGUCGAUCCUGAUCGCGCAGGACACCGCGGCCUGGCGCAAACCGGCGUCUGAACUCGGCCCGCGCAAGGCGUUGAACGGAAUCAUGUCGCUCGCGCUCGACGAGCGGCCGAAAGUGCGCAAGCGCGCGCAGGAGGGAAUCGCAAACGUGCUCAGCCAUCCGCCUGCGGGCCCCUCGCCCGUGCACCCGGCUGUGGUCUCGUGCACGGAGAGCACGCUGCGGUCGAUCGACGAUCUGUACGCGGCGUUCAGAAGCGACGGGCAGAAGCGCAAGGCGCAGAGCGGCGGCGCGCCGCGGCCGGCGGAGAAACGGCUGAUCUUUGCGCUGCAGCUGACGAGGUCGAUUGCCGGUGGCGAAGGCGGCUGGCCGGCUGCGAACGUGGAGGCGCUGUGUCAUGUGUUGCUCACGAUUUCGCGGUCGGCGGAGGAGUACCUCGUCACUGCGUCGAUGGACGUGUUCCAGGCGCUGUUUAGCUCGAUGGCGGAGUCUGCGGACGAGGACAAUAAGCUUGACGCGGCCAAGUUUGAAAAGAUCGCGAGCUCGAUCCUCGAUCUGCGGCCGUCGGAGUCGGAUCAGCAUCUUGCGCCGUCGUGGCUCGCGAUUCUCGCGCAGUGCUUCCAGGCCUACAGCGACAUUGACGAGAUCAAGACUUUUAACAAGCUCCCGGAGCUGUUUGAGACGGUCGCGGAGUUUAUGCAGGCGGGGUUGCCUGAGAACGUGGUGACUUCUGCCGCGCAGUGUCUCAUCGCGCUCGCGACGACUUGUAUCCCUGUUGACGCGCUUGUCGCGCAACCGCUCGCCAAGUCAACAAAGCAAACCCUCGCUGCCAUCGCUGCGACCGCGAACUCCUUCCUGAGCGUAAAGUACCAGACCGUCUGGCGCGACGUGUUCACCAUCCUCACCGCGCUUUUCGACGCAUUUGGAUUCGUUGCUGAUCCGUACUUGAUUGAUAUCCUCGUCACGGUUGGCGAGUUGAGGACCGGAGGCGAGUUUGAAGGACGAGCGGAGGCGGAUGAGGUUAUCGGUGCUGCUAUUCGCGCGCUCGGACCGGAGAAGGUGUUGGCUAUCUUGCCGUUGAAUUUGGAAAGUCCUGGACCCGGCAAACCCGGCCGCGCUUUCCUCCUCCCCCUCCUCCGCGACAACAUCCGCAACGCGACGCUGGGCCACUACGUAACCGAAAUGGCCCCGCUCGGCGACCGGCUGUACCAAAAAGUCGAGUCGCUCGGCGGCGACAGCGAGCGCACGGUGCAAGUGAAGAUCUACGAGACGCUCGUGGAGCAGAUCUGGGCGCUGCUGCCGCGGUACUGCGAUCUGCCGCUCGACCUGCGCGACUCGUUCACGCAGCCGUUUGCGGAGGCGCUCGCGAACGUGCUGUACCAGCGCGUGGAGCUGCGGCAGGUGGUGUGUAAGUCGCUGAGGGUGCUGGUCGAGAGUAACAAGCUGUACGUCGAGGGCGCGAUUGAUGGGCAAAACCCGUUCCUCGAGGCCAGGCUGUCGAAGGAGGAGGCGGGGCGGAAUCUGGAGUAUUUGGGAGGGAUGGCGUCGAAGUUUUUGGCGGUGCUGUUUAAUGUGUUUAAUCAGACUGUGUCGGAGCAUCGGGUGUUUAUCCUUGAUACUAUCAACUCUUUUCUCUCGAUUACUUCUGCGGAGGACAUCAAAGGCACUUUUCAGAAAGUAGUCUCGCUACUCACCCCCGCGCUGGAGAAAUCCGCGUCCAAGAAAAAAGACACCGGCGCGAACCCGACCGGGAAAUUCAGCGUGCCGCCCGUAAGCCACACGAUGAUGGACCUCGCCGUCGCGAUGGUGCCCUACCUCCCUAUCUCGCUCUACGGCGAGCUAAGCAAGAUCUUCAUGGCCACGAUCCAGAACCCGGACUCGCAGCUCCAGAAGCGCGGGUACCGGAUCAUCACGCGGAUGGCGCAGAGCGAGGACGGAGCGGAGUUUUUGGUGGCGAAUAUUGAUAGUUUGGAGGGGGUUAUUGCUGGUGCGUCUGAGAAGGUGACGCCGCCGUCGCGCGGGGCGCGGAUGUCUGCGUUGAUUGACGUAGUCCGCAUCUUACCUUCCUCCGACCUUCAUUUCAUCCCCGUGAUCCUUCCCGAGGCUGUGAUCGGCACGAAGGAAGUCAAUGAGAAGACGCGCGAGGCAGCGUAUAACCUGCUUGUUGCGAUGGGCGACAAGAUGGCGGGCGGCGGCUCGGUCGCGAUCUCGAAAGUUCCAAACAUGGACGCCGGCGCAGCGGACGUCGAGGCCUCGAUCGAUGAGUUUUUCACAAUGGUGUCUGCUGGACUCGCAGGCGCGACGCCGCAUAUGAUCAGCGCGAGCAUCACGGCGUUGAGCAGGUUGCUGUAUCAAUACAAAUCGAUCCUGAACGCGAGCGUGAUUGAAGAACUGGUGGCGACGAUCGACCUGUUUCUGACGUCCAAGAACCGCGAGAUCGUGAAGGCCGCGCUCGGGUUCGUCAAGGUGAUUGUUACCUCGCUGCCAAAGGAGUUUGUGGAACCCAAGCUCGCGACGCUGGUGCCGAAUCUACUCGAGUGGGCGCACGAGCACCACGCGCGGUUUAAGCUGAAGGUCAAGCAUCUUCUCGAGCGGCUGGUUCGCAGAUUCGGCGUCGAGGCUAUGGAGAAGGUGUUUCCGGAGGCGGAUAAGAAGCUGCUGACCAACAUCCGCAAGACGAAAGAGCGCGCGGCGCGCAAGAAAGAGGCGGAGGGGGCUGAGGAUGCGGAGGAGGAGGAGGAGGGCAAACAGCAGCGGAAGCAGAAGAAGUUUCUGUCGGAGUUUGAGGAGGCGAUUUAUGGAUCGGAUAGUGAUUCGGAGUACGUCGAGUCUGACGACGAAGAGACGCGGCAGGCGAGGAAGGCUGCGCGGGCGAAGACGUCGGUGGGUGGGAGGAAGAAGAAGGGAGAGACGUAUAUCGUUGACGACGACGAUGAUCCGCUCGAUUUACUCGACAAGAAGACGCUUGCGCGGAUUUCAUCUACGAAGCCUACCGCAGCAGCAUCCGGCGCGGCAAGAAAGAGCCGGAUGAGCAAAGUGCGCGUGAGCGAGGCGUCGGGGAAGAUGCUGGUUGACGACGAGGAGGCGAAUAAGAAAGCAAUCGACCCCGACGCGGCUGUUGUGCAGAAACUGGCGGCGAGCGCGGCGGAGGCGAAUCCGGUGAAUGCGUAUCUGGACGCGGUGAAGAACGGGCCGGUGAGGGGGCAGAGGAAUAAGUUGAAGUAUAAGAAUAAGAGAGGGAGGGAGGAGGAGGAGUCUGAUGAGGAACGGGCGGCGCCGAAGCCGAGAAGAAGAGCAAAGUUUUAGAAAGUUAUGA